Argentina anserina (silverweed cinquefoil) is the source of this 1505-nucleotide messenger RNA. RefSeq lists its product as uncharacterized. Gene Ontology annotation, molecular function: protein binding. NCBI's taxonomy places the organism in Eukaryota, Viridiplantae, Streptophyta, Magnoliopsida, Rosales, Rosaceae. The record is from RefSeq and is a predicted model, not a curated record. The transcript is spliced from 4 exons. Bases 195 to 1304 code for a protein of 369 amino acids.
UCUUUUUCCUCUUGCAUUUCCACAAGAAAACAGAAAUUAUAUAUAUUCAAUAAGAAAUCACAUUCCCAGCUGUAAGCUGCACCCUUUAUAACAAGAGCCAGCUUCUCUUUCUUUCUUUGUCAUUUUGGAGAUUGCAACUAGUCUCUGUACGUUUCCAAAAAGUGAGUUGCAUAAUCUAGAUCAAAAGUUGAAUCAUGUUGCUAAGAAGCUCUUCAGCACCAGUUAUUGGAUCCCUACUUGCUUCAUUCUCAGCUGAAAGUCCACUUGGCAAUCACUUUGAGCCAAAACCAAGCUCAAUCCACAACACUCCCAACAAGUUUUCAUUCCACCCAACUGGGCCUCUCAAUCUCUCUCACACCUCCUCACCGAUCUCUCCCUCCAUUGAUCUCUCGUCCGGGUUCAUCCGAAGGGCUCAGUCUGAUGGGAACCUGGAAAGACUGGCAUAUGCAGCUUCUUGUGAUAAACAUGACGAUGAUCCCUUCUUCUGUGAUUUAUACCCACACCGCAAGUCGAGAAGGGGCAUAACGUUGCAAACUAUAGAGUCUUUUUCGACUUAUAACUCGGGCGCUUUGGGUGAAGAUGAUGAUGAAGAAGAAGAUAGUGAUAGGGAAUAUGAUGAAGAGGAAGUAGAAGAGGUUGAGGAGAGUGAGAGAGUCAUAGCUGUUGAGGGUGAUAUUGUUGGUUUGGAAGAGAAGGGGAAGAAGGUGAGUUUAUCUGAGGACAUGAGAACUAUGCAGAAAAUGUGGGGUGGGGGUUAUGAAGAUCAAAGAGAGCUAGUGAAUCAGGAAAUGUAUCUAGCAAAGGGACUUGGGAUUGGUGGUGGAAGUGGCGGCGGCCGGGGUGGUCAUGAGGCUAGUUGGGGAAUUGCUGGUGGAGAUGGGGAUGGAGGUGACAACAAUAAUGGGGUCGAGGAGCAUUACAAGAAGAUGGUGGACGAACAUCCGGGAAACCCAUUGUUUCUAGGAAACUAUGCUAAUUUUCUCUAUCAGACCAAGAGAGACCUUCCUUUAGCAGAGGAAUACUACUCUCGUUCGCUCCUGGCAGACCCAAACGAUGGUGAAAUUUUGGUGCAAUACGCCAAGGUGAUAUGGGAACUGCACCAUGAUGAAGAUAGAGCCUUGAGCUACUAUGAACGAGCAGUCCAAGCUGCACCUCAAGAUAGCCAUGUACAUGCAGCAUAUGCUGGCUUCCUAUGGGAAACAGAGGAAGACGUUGAAGACGAAGAUGGAGCAGAUCUGGGACACGAUCUUGGCACCAUGUCGCCAUAUAUUAAUGGAGGAAUGAUGACUUCUGCAAGUGCCUAGGUGCAUUUUGCAGAAGUUUCUGUAAUAUUAGUCGAGUCAAUUGAUGAGUUGUAAAUAUUGUAGUCUCCGAGUUAAAACAGUUUAAAGAGGGAAUUUUCAGUAGAUGAAACCUGUUUAGAUGAGAAUAAGAGCAAUUACAACUACAACUUACAUGGAGAAUCGCUCAAGGCCUAUAAAAGCUUGAUCAAUUUUGGCAUUUAA